AUGGCGGGCUUGACAGAAACCGUGAAACGUCACUUUCCUCUGAAAAAUGUAAGGGAUGUCAUUCAAUUAUUUCAGUCACAAAUUGAAGAUUACGAUGAACCAAACCUGGCUUUACUCUCGAUUGUCGCUGGUUAUAUAGAAAAUAUGUUGACAUGUAAUAGGACAUUACCUUCUAACAAUGACGUAGAAAAUGCCCUUGAACUUAUGUUUCCAGUAGUUGAUUUUUCUACUGUAGAAGCUUUAUAUGAGAAGUUCAAAUGUCAAAUAAAAGGUACUGUUGACUUAACGCAAUACAAAAGUAGCAAAUUCGCAUCUCGGGAUCUUGUGAAGAAAGUUUCUGACAUAAUAUGGGGGUCAUUGACAAGAAGUUAUUAUAAAGAUCGAGCACAUCUGCAAUCACUCUUUAGUUAUUUAACAGGCAAUAAAUUAGAUUGUUUUGGUGUUGCUUUUGCUGUUGUUGCUGCUUUUCAAGUUCUUGGAUAUAAAGAUGUUCAUUUAGCUUUAUCCGAAGAUCAUGCAUGGGUAAUAUACGGCAAAGAUUCUGAAGAAACUGCUGAAGUGACUUGGCAUGGAAAAGGUAAUGAGGAUAAAAGAGGCCAACCAGUAGCCACUGGCAUGGCUGAAAAGUCUUGGCUGUAUUUAAAUGGGUACCCAGUUAAGUGCACCAGAAGAAUGGAAGUUGCGGCUCUUGUCUCUGGUAUCAAUCCAUCUAUAAAUGCUAUGUCAGAUAGCUUAGAAGUAGCUCGCUUGCAGCAGCAACUGCUGUGGCUGUUGUAUGACCUGAAUCAUUUGAAGACAUAUCCAAUGGCUCUGGGCAAUCUUGGUGAUCUUGAAGAAAUAACUCCCAGUCCUGGUCGACCGCCUCCAAUUGAUCUAUUUCAAGAAUCUAUUUUAGCUGCUCAGAGUUUUUAUUGCAACAUGCAUGUUUAUCCAUAUACGUAUCUUGGAGGCUAUUUAUAUAGGAAUGGACGGUAUAAAGGUGCACUUGAAGCAUGGGCAAAUGCUGCAGAUGUGAUACGAAAAUAUAAUUAUGGCAGAGAAGAUGAAGAAAUAUACAAAGAAUUUUUAGAAAUUGCAAAUGAAUUAAUUCCACACAUUGUUAAAGUAGUGAGCACUAAUGGUUGUGAACCAUCUGGCCAAACUGAGACACCUCUGCUCCAAGAUCCAGACUGCUUUGCGUACUUAUUAAAAUUUUAUGAUGGACUUUGUGAGUGGGAAGAAGGAUCUUCAACUCCUGUGCUACACAUUGGCUGGGCAAAGCCACUGGUUUCCACAAUAUCUAAAUUUCCCGGGAAAGUUAGAAGCAUAGUUGAUAUUGCAGUUCCAGGCUCAAAAUUAGAGGCUGAUUUGGAUGUUGAUGACCAUGAAAAAAGUGAGGAAAAGAGACUACUAGAAAAAACAAAUAAUAAAGUUACUAAAGAAAAUUCGAUCAAUGGGUCAUCAGAUAACAAGUCAUCCAAAAACCUUACGAAGUCGAAAACUAUUUCUUUUGAAAGUGAAGGAAGUAAAAACAAAGUGAAAAAAGCAAGUGCAGGCCAAGAAACAGAGUUUUUACAAACUCUGGAAACACAAUUAAACUCUGAUGAGGAACCUCAUCCAAAUAUUAGGGCAUUAGCAGCUGCUUGUGGUGAUAAUAUUUUAAAUCCUGAAUAUUUAUUGGGGUCCGGUGAACCUUUCUCAUCACAUUCUUCAAAUGCAUCUUCUACAGAAGCGCAUGAUGUUCUCAACGCCAAGUCAAAUGGUACUCCUGCUUUUGAUGUAAAUACAGAAUCAAAUUUAAAUGCUGAAUCGGUUACAAAAUUUUCAGAGGAUCUAGAUGGUGCAUCGGAUUCUGCAUGUGUUACGCUAAUGAGCCAGAAAAUGAAGCGACUAAAAGAUUUAUUACUUGCUGAGAAGUUAAAUACAUCGGCCAUUCAGUUACAACUAACAGCGCAAUCUCAAGUGCAAGUUCUUAAGAGGGGUCGUCAAACAAAUGAAAUAGAUUUUUUGUCUGGUGGGCGCUCAACAAAGCGAAGUAGGCGAGAUUAAAAAGCCAUAGUCAGG
Messenger RNA from Uloborus diversus, 2043 nucleotides. It is a transcript of the gene Mnn1, whose product is annotated as menin-like. Gene Ontology annotation, molecular function: chromatin binding; transcription cis-regulatory region binding; Y-form DNA binding. Lineage: Eukaryota; Metazoa; Arthropoda; Arachnida; Araneae; Uloboridae. Gene Ontology annotation, biological process: negative regulation of cell population proliferation; regulation of transcription by RNA polymerase II; negative regulation of cell cycle. The record is from RefSeq and is a predicted model, not a curated record. Gene Ontology annotation, cellular component: nucleus; chromatin; histone methyltransferase complex.